AUGUCGCGGUCGAACGUGAUUGUGCUCUUUGCCGGCAACUCGGAGCCCUCAUUUGUGUUUCCGACGGCGAUUGCUACGUCCUCAUCUAGUGGCAGCAAGCCUUCAGGGGCACGUCCGAGUGUGCCGAACAAACCUGGUGGACUGAGCAACUCGUCUUUGGUGUCCAAGCGUGGUAUUGAUGACUUAGACUUCUAUAUUGGUAACGAGGCUUAUGCCAAUUCCAAGACGUAUCAAGUGGACCAGCCCAUCCGUCAUGGUAUCGUGGAAAACUGGGACCUGAUGGAGCGUUUCUGGGAGCAGUGCAUUUUCAAAUACUUGCGUGCUGAGCCAGAAGAAAACUACUUUAUGCUUACUGAGCCUCCGCUGAACCCGCCGGAGAAUCGUGAGGCCACGGCUGAAAUUAUGUUCGAGUCGUUCAAUAUCAAGGGUCUGUACAUCGCUGUACAGGCUGUGCUGGCUCUUGCUGCAAGCUGGACAAGCAACAAAGUGACCGACCGGACGCUUACAGGUACUGUUAUUGACAGUGGUGAUGGCGUGACACACGUUAUCCCCGUGGCCGAGGGAUAUGUGAUUGGCAGUGCCAUUAAGCAUAUUCCUCUGGCCGGCCGCGAUAUCACGUAUUUUGUGCAGCAGCUUCUCCGUGAGCGAGGUGAGUCUGUGAAUAUUCCUGCGGAGGACAGUCGUCGUGUCGCCGAAAAGAUCAAGGAGGAUUACAGUUAUGUAUGCCAGGACAUUGUGCGAGAAUUCCGUCGAUUUGACGAAGAUCCAUACAAGUACUUUGAACGCUACGAAGGCGAGCACUCUGUGACGGGACGUCGCUAUUCGGUAGAUGUUGGCUAUGAGCGUUUCCUAGCGCCGGAGAUUUUCUUCAACCCCGAAAUUGUAUCUUCUGACUUCUUGACGCCGCUGCCUGAGGUUGUCGACCAGGUGAUCCAGCAGAGCCCAAUUGAUGUGCGUCGUGGCUUGUACAAAAAUAUUGUUCUUUCUGGUGGGUCGACCAUGUUCCAACACUUUGGCCAACGCCUUAAGAAGGAUCUGAAUGCCAUCGUGAGCCAACGUAUUGCUGCCUCGGAGGCGGCUAGUGGCAACCUGGCUCGCAGCUCUGGGUUGGAAGUCAACGUGAUCUCCCAUCGUAUGCAACGCUAUGCCGUCUGGUACGGCGGCUCUCUUCUGGGCUCGUUGCCAGACUUCCACUCAUUCUGUUACGACAAGAAAGAUUACGAGGAGCAUGGCCCUAGCAUUGUGCGCAAGUUCAGUGUGCUCGGCGGUAUGUAG
Malassezia pachydermatis is the source of this 1275-nucleotide messenger RNA. Its product is annotated as actin binding protein. Gene Ontology annotation, biological process: Arp2/3 complex-mediated actin nucleation. The coding region runs from base 1 to 1275 and encodes 424 amino acids. Gene Ontology annotation, molecular function: actin filament binding. Gene Ontology annotation, cellular component: Arp2/3 protein complex; actin cortical patch. The transcript is spliced from 3 exons. The record is from RefSeq and is a predicted model, not a curated record. Lineage: Eukaryota; Fungi; Basidiomycota; Malasseziomycetes; Malasseziales; Malasseziaceae.